Didymodactylos carnosus is the source of this 420-nucleotide messenger RNA. The record is from the annotation of a GenBank genome assembly. Lineage: Eukaryota; Metazoa; Rotifera; Eurotatoria; Philodinida; Philodinidae.
AUGUAUUGUGUAGUCAGUUUCGAUUCUAAUGAUGAGACAAGUUUAGCUUAUGUGCCAUUAACAUGCAUUCAAUCAGUUCAAGGUGAUAAAAUUGCAUUAAACAAAAGUUAUCUAUUUGUACAUAAAACAAAUCGUUCAAUUAAAGAACGUGGCAAACUUCUGUUUCGAGGUGAGGAAAGUACAUUACAAGAGGUUAAAACAUAUUGUGAACUCGAGGAUAAUGCCGUAAUAGAUGAUACAACAUGGAUCGAUCAACCAGAAGUAUUUACCAAUGUAACCAAUACAACAGCUAAAUCUAAAACAAAACCCACAGCAACACAAAAGGGCGCCAUUAAAUGUGGACCCUAUCAGGCUGGUGCUAGUAGUACAAAAAAGAAAACAAAACGUGCUAUUAAUCAAAAUGAAAGUGAUGACGAAUGA